Messenger RNA from Stomoxys calcitrans (stable fly), 1269 nucleotides. Its product is annotated as fatty acyl-CoA reductase 1-like. Bases 1 to 1269 code for a protein of 422 amino acids. Gene Ontology annotation, molecular function: alcohol-forming very long-chain fatty acyl-CoA reductase (NADP+) activity. NCBI's taxonomy places the organism in Eukaryota, Metazoa, Arthropoda, Insecta, Diptera, Muscidae. Gene Ontology annotation, biological process: long-chain fatty-acyl-CoA metabolic process. Gene Ontology annotation, cellular component: peroxisome. The transcript is spliced from 6 exons. The record is from RefSeq and is a predicted model, not a curated record.
AUGAUUUCAGAAUUCUUCAAAGGCCGAGAAAUUUUUAUAACCGGAGGAUCAGGUAUUUUGGGGAAGGCAUUGAUUGAAAAAUUAUUACGUUCCUGUAACAUUGGUAAAAUUUAUAUAUUAUUACGUCCAAAAAACCGAACGCCAUUGCAAGAACGGUUAAAAACAUUAAAACAAGAUAAGAUUUUUCGUCGUCUUAAUUCUGAAAAACCCAACGAAUUCGAUGAUAAGAUUUGUCCCAUUCCCGGCGAUGUUGAACUUCCCAUGCUGGGCAUUACUCCGGAGUAUAUGAAACUCUUGGCGAAUGUGUCGGUAGUGUUUCAUGGUGCUGCUACAGUACGUUUCGAUGAACCGCUCUUGCAGGCGGUUAAGCUCAAUGUGGGUGGCACACUGGAGGCUCUAAGAUUUGGCGAAACCUUGAAACACCUGGAAGUAUUCAUGCAUGUAUCGACAUUCUUUAGCAAUCCGUAUCUGGAAUUUACAGAGGCAAAACUGUAUGAACCACCUAUGGAUUGGAAAUUCCUUUUAAAUCUAGCGAAUCGUGAUGACAUUUCGGAAGAAAUUAUGGAAGCUUUAACACGCAAGUUAAUUAUUGGAUUUCCCAACACUUACUGUUUUACCAAAAAUAUAGCUGAAUCAUUGGUAAACGAUUUUCGUGACAAGCUGCCACUUGUAAUUUAUAGGCCGGCAAUAUUGAUUAUGUCUGCUGAGGAGCCUGAACCUGGAUUUCCCACAAAUCUCACCGGGGCUGUGGGAAUGUUUGUUUUAACUGGCACAGGCCUGCUUAAAGUUAUGAAUUCUCCCAAAGAGGUUUUUAUUGAUUUCACACCGCAAGAUUUGGCCAUUAAAAGCAUGGCUUUUUUUGCCAUGAAAACUGCUCAAAUCUAUGCCCAAGAUUGUCGGCCAACAGAAAUACCCAUUUUUCAUACAUCGAUGUAUACUCACAUAGACGUCACCUAUGCCGGCUAUGUGGAUUUACUUUUAGAAAACGGUAUAUUCCGAGACGCAGCAUAUAACAAAAAUUUACUUCUGCCUGGCAUCAAAUUUACAACGAACAAUUUGAUCUUCUAUUUUCUGUUUAUUCUUAAACACCUUUUGCCAGCCCUUUUAGUGGACCUUUUAUUGGUAUUAUUCGGCCGCAAACCAGUAAUGAUGAAAGCCCAACGAAAAACUUUUAUCAUGAUGCAAGUUUUGCUACCUUUCACAUGGAAUACAUAUAAGAGCAAUGGAAUUUGCUGUGCCGAAGAGAUGAUGCAGAAACUUCAUGGGUAA